Molecule: messenger RNA, 2363 nt
Organism: Drosophila grimshawi
Lineage: Eukaryota; Metazoa; Arthropoda; Insecta; Diptera; Drosophilidae
Exons: 2
Coding region: 314-2290 (658 amino acids)
Biological process (GO): regulation of gene expression
Cellular component (GO): nucleus
Source: RefSeq, a predicted model, not a curated record
GUGUUGGUUAAAACAACGAAUUUGACAGUCUUUCGAAUAGUACACGCAUGGGACUCUGAGGAACCGCUUUCAAAUUCGAGACAAAGUAGUCUUUGCGUCAAUACCAAAUACAAAAAAAUCGACCAUCGGUUGGACCUUCUGAAUAGAGUUCAGUUCAACGAGAGCUCUUGCCGUGUUCACCUCGCCCAAGCAAAAAAGCCAAGAAAAUACAAAUAAAAUACUAAGUAAAAUUCGGAAUUGCGAUAAGAAAAAUAGAUUUUAGGAAAAAAAAAUCAAGAAAAGAAAAGAAGAAAUUGUGAAAUACUUUUGAAGCAUGUCAUUGCCAUCGAUGGUGGAGCGUUCGGGUGGACGUCUGGUGGUGCGCAGUCUGGUAAGUGGAGCCACCGUCUACCAGAUGGUCGAGUCAAAUGAAGUACCAGCUGCUGCUGCUGCUGCUGCUCCAGUUGCCACCACACAUCCUCAAGUGGGCGCCGAGUUACUCGAGCGUCAACUGCCGCUCCUUCAGGAUCCCAUGAUGCCGCCCAAUCUGCCGCAGGUAAUGCAAGAGAUUGGUGCCGCAAAGGAUGCACAGGUCGAGGAGGAGCUGCCACAGUGCAAGAUUCGACGCAACUACAGUUGCCAUGCUUGCGCCUUCUUCACACAGAAUCCGCGCAUUCAUCUCUCCCAUAUGCGAGAUGUGCACGGCGAGAAGAUCAUGAUAAACGAAUGCAAGCUCUGCCUGUAUGCAUCAAGGCACUUUCAGAAGCUGGUGCGGCACAUGAAGAUGGUGCACGGCUGCACAGAUGAUGAUGGCAGCGGUCUGUUGAGCCGACGUCAUUGCAAUCGGGAGGCACGCAUGCGGCGACUGGAGGAGAGCAUCGAGGCACCGUGUGGACCAACACUGAAGCAGCUCAAAUGCGAGCUGGAGCUGCAGGAGCAGCAGCUGCAGCACAAUGUGGAUGCCUACAAUCGACAGCAGCAGUGGCAACAACUGCAGCUAUUAGCCACAAGCAGUGCCAACAUAUUCUCCAUGGCCUUUGUGUACCAACUGUCCAUAAUGCCACCCACUCCCAUAACAAAUCUCAAAGACGAGGAACCACCGCGCGAGACAACAACACAAAGCCAAUCGGUGUCGGAGAACGUACCCCAGCCGGAUGAGGCACUCGAUCUCUCAUCGGGCACUGAGAUAUCCAUAUAUCACUGCAAGAAAUGCCCCUACAAUACACCGAUCCGUUCGCGCUUCAAGAAGCAUGUGAAAUAUCAUUCGAUGCCGCUGAUUAAAUGCAACUCUUGUGAUUUUCACUCGCCAUACAAAUGGAAUCUGGACAGACACACCAAGAACCAUGGCGCCAAUGGUUACUUCCAGUGCCGCUUCUGCAAUUUCAGCACAAACAUUAAACAAUCGCUAACCAUACACGAGCUCAAUCACCAUCUGACCUUCAAACCAUCCACCUCACAGCAGCAGACACCCGCUGAAUCAGCUCUUGAGGAGGCAUCUCCGAGUCCUGCGUUGCCGCUUUCAGAUCUGCCGCCCAUUAGCUGUUCGCAUUGCCAGCAAUGCAUGCCUAAUGCCACGGAGCUGGCCAAUCAUUUGCAGCAUUGUGAGCCGGCAGUAAAUAAUACCACACAGCUAGCCACGGACAUGGAGCUGACUACCGUCGAGGAUUACCGCAAUGAUCUCAGCUAUUGCGGCGUCGAAACGGCGCCCGGCUAUGGCGAGGUCACCGAGCAGCUGCCGCCGGAAGAUGCAGAUGCAGUGAGGAAGGUAUUUAAAUGUCCUCAUUGCUCUUUUUGGGCGGCGACCGCAUCGCGUUUCCAUGUCCACAUUGUGGGUCAUUUGAAUCGCAGACCAUUCGAGUGUUCACUGUGCUCGUAUCGCUCCAAUUGGCGAUGGGACAUCACCAAGCACAUUCGCCUGAAGGCCAUGCGCGACAAGCAGCACAAUCAUGCCCAGGUCCUGAUGAACGAUGAGACUGGGCGGCGUAACUAUGCCAAAUACAAUCAAUAUCUGACUCUGAUGAAGGUCAACGCGAAUCAGACUGUCGAUGGCAGGACGAUGCGAUGUGGUGAAAUGCUCUGCAUCAACUUGGAGGAAGCACCUGAAACGCAAGUUGGCCAAGACGCUCAGAUGGAAUCGUCGUCUGCUCUCGAUUUGACCAUACCCGGCAAGUCAACUCCGAGAAAGGUCGAGCAAACACAUAAGAAAAAGAAAGCCAACAAACCACCUAAUUCGGAUGAAUUGAAAAAACGCUCGCUGGAAGCUGGUGCUGUUAUUAAAAAGAACAAUCAGAACGACUUGCAUGCCCUGUGAUAACAGUUCUCCAAUUAACAGUAGAUUUUUCGCCUAAACGAACCAACUCCAAAAGACAGUCUGACUGCUUGGA